GCGUUACUCGAGCAGCGUCUGAGCAAAAUAUAAGCUCACAGUACGCCUGGGUGCCUUUUGGAAACGUCGACGGUGACAGUAUUCACAGACGUGCUUAGCAUGAUGCGCUUCGCAGUAAUUGCAGCAUGCUCGCUCCUCGUUCUCACUACAAUGGGUCAUACACACGAAGAGAAGGACCUGAUAUGUAAUGACAGCUUUGUCCCGGCAACGUCAGUCUGCGACGGUACAUUAGACUGCUCAGAGCUGGAUGACAUCAGCAAUGACGAAAGCCCACAUAUUUGUGCUCCACUGCCUUACCUGGAGUGGGAAGCCUCACUGGCAGUUCAUAACGUCACAAGCACAUCUGUUCAACUCUCUUGGACAAUGACGACUGCGAAUGACUCCGAAGAUUCACUGCUGCUGGCCGGCUACUUCCUGACGGGGAAAUCGGAAGGACGCUCAUUUCAGAAUACUAUAUCUGGGCGGCUGCUUUCCCACCCAAUUCAAUGGCUGAAGCCAUGGACAGACUACACUUUUAUAUUGAGGCCUUUCUAUACUGAGACCGGAAGGCCGCAUCGACAGUACAAGGUUGGCAAAGCAGCUUCAGCACAAAUCCGAACACUUUCCUCCGUGCCGGAAGUACCCAGCUUGGUGUCCGUGGUUUCGGCCCAGCCGCGCAACGUGGUGCUCAGCAUCGUCGGCCCGUCAGCCUGGAACUGUGCCCCAGUCGGGUUCAACUUGCAGUGGGAGGCCACCAGCGAGAGUCGGGGGCCACGAGGUUCAAUGGAAGCGCCGCUAACUGAAGACUGGUCACCCGAGGAGAACACGUUUAAUGUGACGCUCCCUCUGCGAGGAGGCACAGACUACCGGAUAAGCGUGCGCGCUACCGGUACGAACAGCCAUGGCGACAAAGUCUGGGGACCUGACCUGGAGAUUGAAGUCAGCGUAACACUUGGUUCCUACGACAUAUGGGCUCACCCAGUCGGGUCUUCCAAGGCAGUAAUUUCAUGGCGAGCUUCGCAAGCAGCCGAAAACUUUGUCGUGACGGUGCACAAAGACUUGGGAAAUGAGAACUUCCGAUACCACGCAAGCUUCGAAUUCGAUGGAACGGGGAAGACGUCGUCAAGGUACACUGCCCUUAUUAACGACCUCGAGCCUUGGAAACGUUAUGAGGUAACGCUCCAGGGAUGUUCUCAAAAUGUCUGCAGCGACUCCGUGAGCACGACGUUCGACACUCUACCAGAAGAUUUUCCUAGACCAGCCUUGACCAAAGUUGCAGCAACAAGCAGCAGCUCGUUCGAAGUCGCCUGGACAUUCCCGCAAGAUGACACUCGUCUGUACAAAGGCUUUCAAGUGUUGUACUGUCCUACUAAUCAAGAUAUCUGUACCGUGCUCUACACUACGGAGAACAGCGUGACAGUGUCAGGACUGGCUCCAAACAGCGCCUUCAAUAUCUACGUGCAAGCACAGCUCACGAAUUUUGACGGAAGGCCAAUCUUAGGACCUGCAGCUAAAGCAUCGAUUACUACUUGGAAUAAUCUUCCGAUGCUGCAUACCAAGUAUGCAGCGACCAUACAAGAAAGUAAUGACUGCCUGCUGCAAUGGACUUGCUACAACAGCACCAUCGACUACUUCCAGUACAAGACAAGGACCGAUGACUCCUGGACCACCUGCAAGAACACGGCAGACUGCGAUGUUACAUUUUUCCAUGAACGGAGGGUGACUUCCACGAGUGGAUACAUCCGGUUCGGUCACGAAGCACAAUACGGCUACGGGGAGGUUUUCGUUCGAGGCUGUAAUGGUAACGGCUGUGGACCGGAAUCUUCCACUUAUGUGCCAGCGGUCGUCACAGGUAAAGCUCAGUGGUUUGGUGGUGUUUAGUGCGCACUACCUGGCUCCUUGGCUCCGGAAGUAUUUCAUUUCAUUUUUUUAUUUCUCAGAGACGCCAUUGAAGGGGUAUUACAUAGGGGGUGGGUACAUACAUGAAAAACAAAAGCCACGUUUCAAUACAUCGUAAAGUGAUCUGUUAGAGUGGUCAAAAAUGUGAAAAGACAUGUAAUAGCUUUUAUGUCAUUGGAAAGGCCGUUUCAGUCUGUUCCUGCACGGAAAAAAAA
Rhipicephalus microplus (southern cattle tick) is the source of this 2093-nucleotide messenger RNA. RefSeq names its product receptor-type tyrosine-protein phosphatase F. The record is from RefSeq and is a predicted model, not a curated record. Lineage: Eukaryota; Metazoa; Arthropoda; Arachnida; Ixodida; Ixodidae. Gene Ontology annotation, molecular function: protein binding.